GGGCUAGAAUCCAACGUCCUUGGGGCUCUUCACAUGACAUGAUUCGAGCAGCGAGCACAGCCCCGCGACGCAUCCUUGCGACGAGUUUGCGCAUCAAACAUAAACACCUGACACCACCUCUCACUACUCGACUUUGUGUAGCUAUUGUAACUCCCACUACGCGAACGUAUACACGGCUGCGACGAGCAACAUACGCAACCAUGUCUUCCGCAACUUCCUUCUUCGACUUUAAGCCCGCGGACAAGAAGGGCCAACCCUACGACCUGGCCAAGCUGAACAACAAAGUCGUCCUCGUCGUCAACACAGCCUCCAAGUGCGGCUUCACACCGCAAUUCGCCGGCCUCGAGAAGCUGUACAAGGACCUGAAGGCGCAAUACCCGGAUGACUUUGAGAUACUCGGAUUCCCUUGCAACCAGUUUGGCGGACAGGAUCCUGGAUCAAACGACGAGAUCCAAUCCUUUUGCCAGGUCAACUACGGCGUGUCCUUCCCCGUGCUCGGCAAAGUGGACGUCAACGGCGACAAGGCAGACCCGGCGUUUGAGUGGCUGAAGAACGAGAAGCCCGGGCUCAUGGGGCUCAAGCGCGUCAAGUGGAACUUUGAAAAGUUCUUGAUUGGCCGCGAUGGAAAGGUCAAGGGACGGUGGGCUAGCACGAAGAAGCCCGAGGAUCUGAAGGCGGAUAUUGAGAAGGAGAUCAAGGCGGGAAAGGCUUAGAGGGUGGAAUAGGACGGACAUGAAGGCUGUUGGAGAGGGAGGAAGAAGUGUGAUACCAUAGCGAUCGUCAAGAGAUGUUGAUGCUAGAUUGGAACGUGAUUUCCAUGGAAUGCAAGAAGCUCUCAGAAUUGUUUUUGUUCGUUAA
This is a messenger RNA of Parastagonospora nodorum SN15, 858 nucleotides long. RefSeq lists its product as hypothetical. Gene Ontology annotation, molecular function: glutathione peroxidase activity. NCBI's taxonomy places the organism in Eukaryota, Fungi, Ascomycota, Dothideomycetes, Pleosporales, Phaeosphaeriaceae. The transcript has 3 exons. The record is from RefSeq and is a predicted model, not a curated record. Bases 39 to 713 code for a protein of 224 amino acids. Gene Ontology annotation, biological process: response to oxidative stress.